Molecule: messenger RNA, 809 nt
Organism: Balearica regulorum gibbericeps (East African grey crowned-crane)
Lineage: Eukaryota; Metazoa; Chordata; Aves; Gruiformes; Gruidae
Product: purpurin
Molecular function (GO): retinoid binding; retinol transmembrane transporter activity
Source: RefSeq, a predicted model, not a curated record
AUGAAAUACGCACAGUAUGUUUUCCUGGCCUCGAUCUUCUCCACUGUUGAAUAUAGCCUAGCUCAGACCUGUGCAGUGGAGUCUUUCUCUGUGAAAGACAAUUUUGAUCCAAAAAGGUAUGCAGGAAAAUGGUAUGCCCUGGCCAAGAAGGAUCCAGAAGGACUUUUCCUUCAGGACAACAUCUCUGCUGAGUACACCGUGGAGGAAGAUGGCACAAUGACAGCGUCUUCCAAAGGCCGAGUGAAGCUUUUUGGGUUCUGGGUGAUCUGUGCUGACAUGGCUGCUCAGUAUACAGUCCCCGACCCAACCACUCCAGCAAAAAUGUACAUGACCUACCAGGGCCUGGCCAGCUACCUCUCCAGCGGUGGGGACAACUACUGGGUGAUUGACACCGACUAUGAUAACUAUGCCAUUACCUAUGCCUGCCGCAGCCUAAAGGAGGAUGGCUCCUGUGAUGAUGGCUACUCCCUGAUCUUCUCACGCAAUCCCCGUGGCCUCCCCCCAGCCAUUCAGCGCAUUGUGCGUCAGAAGCAGGAAGAAAUCUGCAUGUCUGGCCAGUUCCAGCCUGUGCUUCAGUCAGGGGCCUGCUAAAAGUACACUUCUGAUCCUAUCCUUAAGAACAGAAACCAGACCUCUUGGUCUUGAAGUUGCCACUCAGCUAAUGAAAAAAGAAAAUCAUAGUAUGGACUAGUGUGUCUUUCCUGAAAAACACAUGAAAAUGUUUGUAGACUGUGUGCAAUACAGUACUCGUAUUUGAAUUUUCAGGGGAAUACCUAACGUGGCAUUGGUCAAUAAAUGUUUUUAAAAAA